UUGUUCUUUCUCCUCCUUAACAUUGGACGACUCCUUUUUACUCUCUCUAUCCUUCUCAAAGAUCUCAUCUUUCCAAUUGGGUCAUACAUAUCUAUUAGGGUUUCCAAACAUGUCUGGUGCGGCUGCUCUCGAUAUGUCUCUCGAUGAUCUCAUAAAGGUUAACAAGAAACCCAGCGGCGGCGGCGCCUCUCGAGGCGGCGGCGGCGGCAGCGGCCGAGGUCGAUCCUCUGGUCCCGGACCAGUCCGCCGCUUCUCUAAUCGCGGUGGGAAUCGGGCUGCUCCUUAUUCCACAUCCCAGGCUCCUGAUUCAACAUGGAGACACGACAUGUUUACCUCGGAUCAGACUGUCGCACACCCGGCGCAACAAGCUGGAGCUCGUCCCUCUUCAAUUGAAACUGGAACCAAGCUGUAUAUAUCAAACCUAGAUUACGGCGUUUCCAACGAGGAUAUUAAGGAACUAUUAUCAGAAGUGGGUGAUCUCAAGCGCUAUGGAAUACACUACGAUAGGAGCGGGAGAUCAAAGGGAACAGCAGAAGUUGUCUUUUCAAGACGGCAGGAUGCCUUGGCAGCAGUUAAGAGAUACAACAAUGUACAGCUUGAUGGGAAACCUAUGAAAGUAGAGAUUGUUGGGACAAACAUUGUCACACCCUCAGUAGCUCCUCCUCCUGCUGUUGCAACUGGAAUCAUCGGAAAUCCUAAUGGAUCUUCAAGGAGUGGCCACGGAAGGAAUGGUGGUGGUGGUGGUGGACCAACGAGGAACCAUGGAGGAGGACGUGGUUUUGGGAGGGGACGUGGUGGAGGAGGAGGAGGAAGAGGUGGACACGGUGGAGGAGGAAGGGGAAGGGGACGUGGGGAGAAACUAUCGGCUGAAGAUCUUGACAAGGAUUUGGAUAUGUAUUACGCAAAAGCUGCAGAUGCUGCACCAGAAACCAUGGAGGAGGCCAACUGAUUGAACCUAAUCCAAAUUGUUCUUUCUCUCUAUUAGAUGGCCAAAUACACCUUCAUUUGCUUGUUUGUGCCUCCUCGGAUGAUUUAUCUAUUUCAAACAGCUUCUAGGAUCAACCACUCUCCGAACGAAGAACACCAUAAGUUGGAAUUCUAUUAUUGAUUGUUUUUGUAUUGUCUCGUCUUGUUUUUUAGUCUAUGCUGCUUGUUUGCUCACUAUUUUAUAUAUACUAGUAGUGUAUUUAUGUUUUGUACACCA
Molecule: messenger RNA, 1204 nt
Organism: Impatiens glandulifera
Lineage: Eukaryota; Viridiplantae; Streptophyta; Magnoliopsida; Ericales; Balsaminaceae
Product: THO complex subunit 4A-like
Exons: 5
Coding region: 110-949 (279 amino acids)
Biological process (GO): mRNA export from nucleus
Cellular component (GO): nucleus
Molecular function (GO): mRNA binding
Source: RefSeq, a predicted model, not a curated record